This is a messenger RNA of Gasterosteus aculeatus aculeatus (three-spined stickleback), 3616 nucleotides long. RefSeq names its product transmembrane channel like 3 (gene tmc3). NCBI's taxonomy places the organism in Eukaryota, Metazoa, Chordata, Actinopteri, Perciformes, Gasterosteidae. Gene Ontology annotation, cellular component: plasma membrane. The record is from RefSeq and is a predicted model, not a curated record. Gene Ontology annotation, molecular function: mechanosensitive monoatomic ion channel activity.
CUUGGUGGUGUGUGAUGUUCCAGUGGGGUCCAGCUCCACUGCAGUCACCUCAGUCCAGUCCUGAGCACCCGGACCUGCACGCAGCAUGAGUCCGGUGUCUGAGCCCUCAGUUGGCAGCAUCAGGUCUCUGUCUGCAGCCAGGAGGCACAAAAGCAUCAGGAAGAACUCCAGAAGGAUUUAUUCAGCCUACCAGAACCACCAGCAAGGCUCCUCAGAUGAAGACGACAAAGAGGAUGAGCGGGUGGAAAGCAAUGACCCAGAGGAGAUGUUCCAGAACAUUCAAUACCAGAAGGAGAUCAUCGCCAACAUUCGGACCAGACCCUGGCCAAUGAGACGCAAGCUCAAAGUCCUAAAGCAGGCCAGAGAGAUUGUCCUGAAGUAUGAGGGCCGUCUCACCAGAACCAGAGGCUACCAGACUGCAGGAGCUGAUCUGCUGAAGAAACUUUCACGUGUGCUUUACAACAUCGUGGUUCUGUUCAUUCCCUGGGAGGUGAGGAUCAAGAAAAUUGAAAGUCACUUUGGGUCGGGCGUGGCCUCCUACUUCAUCUUCCUCCGAUGGUUGUUUGGGAUCAACAUCGUCCUUACGAUCAUGACUGGAGCCUUUAUCGUCCUACCAGAGCUGCUGGCUGGAGCUCCGUUUGGUACAACGAGGAGUAAAACUAUCCCCAAAGAGCAUCAGGCUUCAGCCCAGGACUUGGACACCAUCUGGUCUCUCGGGGGCUACCUGCAGUACUCCGUAUUAUUCUAUGGUUACUAUGGCAGACUGAGGAAAAUUGGCAGUGCAGGGUACCGGUUGCCCCUCGCCUACUUCCUGGUUGGGAUGGCUGUCUUUGCCUACAGUUUCAUCAUCCUUUUAAGAAAAAUGGCCAAGAACUCUCGUCUGAGCCUGGCCAGUGCCUCUGACGAGAACUUCACGUUCUGUUGGAGAGUUUUCUGUGCCUGGGAUUACCUGAUAGGAAACCCCGAGGCUGCCGAGAGCAAAGGAGCUGCCAUUGUCAACAACAUCCGGGAGGCCAUCGUUGAGGAGCAGGAAAAGAAGAAGGAUACCAGUCUGGCAGUUCUCAUCAGUCUGCGUAUUUUAGCCAACAUCCUGGUGCUGCUGUCUCUGGCUGGCAGCAUCUACAUCAUCUACUUUGUGGUGGACCGUUCUCAGAAACUAGAGCAGGAGAAGCCGGAGCUGACACUUUGGGAGAAGAAUGAGGUGAGUGUGGUGGUUUCUCUCAUCACCAUGAUUGCUCCUUCUGCCUUUGAGCUGGUUUCUCAGCUUGAGAUGUACCACCCACGAACCUCCCUGCGUUUCCAGCUGGCCAGAGUACUUGUGUUGUACCUCGGGAAUCUCUACAGCCUCAUUAUUGCCCUGCUUGAUAAGGUCAACAGUAUGAGCUCUUCUGACCCAGUGAGUCCAGGGAACUGGUCUGACUCCAGCUCCUUCCUGGCCACAAUCUCUCAGCCUGAGGUAGGCAGCCUUUCAACCCUGGUUUCUGAGAUCUCAGUCUCUGAGCAUCACAACAGCACCAUAGCAACAAUUGCCACACUGCUGGAUGUUAGGAGCACCAGCCCAAGCAGUUCAGGGACCAUCUCCAACCACACGGCUAUGUUUGAGAAGAACACCCGCUCUCAGCAGGACCAAUGCUGGGAGACGUACGUUGGACAGGAGAUGCUGAAGCUGUCCAUCAUCGACAUGAUCUUUACGGUGGCCAGCAUCCUACUCAUUGACUUCAUCAGGGGCUUGGUGGUCCGAUACCUGAGUGACUGCUGCUGCUGGGAUUUAGAGAGCAAGUUUCCUGAAUAUGGAGAAUUCAAAAUAGCAGAGAAUGUUUUGCAUCUGAUUUAUAACCAAGGAAUGAUCUGGAUGGGAGCAUUUUUCUCUCCCUGUCUUCCUGCCUUCAACGUUUUGAAGCUGAUUGGUCUCAUGUACCUGAGGAGCUGGGCCGUCCUCACAUGUAAUGUUCCCCAUCAGCAGGUGUUCAGAGCCUCCAGAUCAAACAAUUUCUACUUGGCUAUGCUGCUUUUCAUGCUGUUUCUGUGUAUGCUGCCCACUGUCUUUGCCAUAGUGAGAUAUAGACCGUCACAGCACUGUGGACCAUUCAGUGGUCAAGAGAAGAUAUAUGACAUCAUCUCUGAGACAGUGGCCAGUGACUUCCCCCUGUGGUUCAGCAAAGUGAUGAGUUACAUCACCAGCCCUGUCGUGGUGCUGCCGGGCCUGCUGCUGCUGUUCAUGCUGAUAUACUAUCUCCAGGCCAUUGCCAGAUCCCUCAAAUUUACCAACAACCAGCUGAGGAUGCAGCUCCAGACAGAGCGGAAAGAUGACAAGAAGAAAGUGUUCCAGACGGCUGCAGCGAGGUUACAGGCUCCAGAGGCUGCAGCUGACAAAAAGACAGAUCAGCAGGAAAGCGACAUCACGAGCCAGGAGGCCUCUAUUCACACUGCUUCUCUCAGACGGAACGGCAGCGUCACAAACUCUAGCUUUCCUGUUCGUCAUGGAAGCCGCAUCGACACUAUCACACAAUCAGCUUGUAGGACGGACCGAGGAAGUGUGGUUGGAUCAGUCAGAAGUCCGACAGCCACCAGGCUGACCAGGCACAGGCCGGAGCACAUACCUAGCAGGAAGCAUCCAGCUGAGAUCAUCACUGCACAGAGUUAUGGGGGCCGGCGCGGCCUCGCCACCCGCUACGUGAUCGUCAACGAGCACGAGCCCAGGAAGACGCUGCUGCGCGCGUCCACGCGCAUCCCCUGCCACUACCUCAUGGAGGAGCCUGCAGAGGUGCUGGAGGUGUACCCGCGCAACAUCAGGCGCUACACGCCCCGCGCCGCCCACCACCAGCCACAUCCUCACCGCCUGCAUCUGAGUGAGGAGGAAGAGGAGGAAGAGGAGGGAAAAGGCAGGAGAAGGAUGGCGUCGGGGAAGGCCCAUCGCUCCCGCUCCCGCUUUGACCUUCACCAGCCGCCACACCUGCACAUCGGGGGCCGUGUGGAGGGCCACGUGUCCGUGGUGAAAGGCGGCCGCAGUCGAGCUCGAGAAAGAUACGGAGCGCCAGGAGACGAUAAAGAGGAGGAUGGUGAAGGAGAGAUGGAUUGUGGAGACUUAGAGUCAAACUUUGAGGCCCAGGUCAGCGUGAGAGGAGGCGACUCGCUCCUCCUGCGAACCAGGCGUCCCGUCCAUUCCCCAGGACGACGGCGCCAGUCCCCGGCCAGGACCAGGCACCCGGAGGCUUUCUUGAAGCCCAAGAUGAGAGCGAAGCUGGAGACCCCUUUGACGGAGUCAGACUCAGCCUCCAUGGCCUCCAGCAGCAGUGACCAGUACAUUCAGGUCCUCCACAACAAGGAGCCCCAUCUCAAGACGGAUGCAGGGCACGAGAAGUUGGCCAAAAAGAAGUUCAAAACCAGCGUGGACCUAAAUGUUAUUGAUUCAAAUGAUCUUGUCUGCACCAAUGUGUGACAUCGAUGCUACAAUGAUGUCUUCUGUUCGGGACAUUGAUACAUGUACACUACUAGGGUACAGUGGGUUUUAAAGCAAAGUGAGAAUAUUAUCAUCAAUGUGAUUUUUUUGCUCCAAUUUGUGUGGUCUUGUAACAUUUUGAAACAUGUGCUUCAGUUAAUUAAAUGUGUUGUUAUA